AACCCGGAAGCUGAGAACUGCGUAGGAGCCCAUUCUUCUCUCCAAGCCUUUGUUUUCGAUCGUCUGAAGGAAGUGAGGUCACGUCUCGUUUCCUGUUUGGAGGACGGCACUCUGCGAUUUCCUGUAUUACCCAUGGCUGGUGCCCGGGCGCUGGGCGAAAGCGGCGGGGGUGGUGCAGCCGCUAUGGACUAUUCAGUACACGAGGCUUGGAAUGAAGCCACCAACAUUUACCUGCUGGCGGUGCUCGCCAGCUUGGCCCUCUUGGUGUACGCCCGCAGAAAUAAGAGGAAGAUUAUGAGGAUUUUUACAUUACCUCCAACAAUAGAAAUACCAUCUGAACCAAACUUUUAUGACAGUGUGAAAAAAGUCCGUCUUCGGCAGCAAUUAGAGAUGUAUUCUAUCGCAAGGAAAUAUGACCACCAGCAGCAACCACAGAAACAGACUGAUAGUGUACAGCUUUUGGUGGAAUGAAAUCUUGAAUUUCUGAAGUCAAGUGCUGAGGAUGCCAGAGCAUUGAUGAUAGUCACUUUCAGUGCAACUUUAAUGGUAUAUAGUAUUUUUUAAAAUAUGCACUAAUUGCAUAAGGUAUGUCUUGAUGAUAGGCUCUAUAUUUAUGUAUUAUUGCAUAAUGAUUCUCUAAGAUCUGAAAAAUAUGGAAAUAUAUACUGGUCCUAUUUCCUAAUUUGUAUUCCAUAUACAUUCCCAGUGAAAUUAUGAGCUCACAGGAGCACUGAGAUGAUCACUGCAGUUUCUGCAGUUGUUUCAAGUCUUCAUUUCAAGAGGGAUGGAGGCAUCUGGUAUUUGAUGUGCCAUAAUGUGGCCAGUAAUUCAGCUACUUCUGUAAAUGAACAGAGUGCCUCAUAUGGUGGGACUUUUAAUAAACACUGAGCAGAAUUACUAAAUUUUAAUGAGUAAUUGGAUAUAGAUAAAAAGAUGAAAAGUUUAGGAAAAGCACUUCUUUUCUGAUCUGAUACAAAUUAGAGUGAGGAACAAACAGCCCAUUCGACCAGUUUGAUGGGGACUUCAUGAAACAAGACUAUUUUUGCAAUUGACCAUUUAGUUGUUUCUCUUUUAUCUUUGUCUUCCAAAUUCUGAAAUCAUAAUUUCUUUCAGAAAUCCUCACCUGAUAAAUGAUUAUUGUAGUCUGUAACACUUUAUGAGAGGGAUGCAACUUGGCAUUUUAGACUUAAAGGUGGAAUGCUAAAAGAGGAUUAUCUAAGUUGGAGUACAGAUAACAGCACUAUUUUUGUCAGGGAAAACUAGACUUAUAAAACAUCUAUCUGUAAUGAAUAAUUAUCUAUUAUUUGUUGGUUUAUCAAAAACAUCAAGCAAAAUUGACAGUGGAAAUAUAAAAUGACUAGAUGCCUAAAUAUUUGAAGAAUACUUGAUUUGGGCAUGUUUGAAAACUUGAAUAUUUGAUUGAUUGUAUUUUGAGUUACAUCCUUAAACAUGGACUAUUCUUCUUCCAAUAAUAGACAACAAAAAGGCAAAUUAAUUUAGGCUAUUGUUAAAUGGCCAGUUCUGAUACAUUUGUCAUAUACCCAUAUAUAUCUCCUAUUGCCUGUUCUAAGUUUAAACUCUGUUAUGUCUCUGAAUGCAGCAAGAGUUCCUGAAUUUUGCAAGCACUGAUUCUGAGAUUCUUUGGGUGCAGCACUAAAGUGAUUGUUCUAACUAAAGGGCUGUUGACCAAUUGGACAGAGAAAGGCUACAGUAACAUAGCCUUUCAUACAUGUUUGAUCUGUACCAUGUAAUUAUUCCUAUGAGGAUUUCUUUCUGAUAUCCUUUUGUAGUACAGUUCAAGCAGUUUAAAUCUGAAGAUAGGCUUCACACUUAUACUAGUGUAAUCAUAAAAGAUGCCUGUCAGACCACUAAGAAGUGAUGCUCAUAUUUGUAGUUGCAAGAAUUGUCCUACACUUGCACUGAUUACCGUAGUGAAUUAACUUUUUGAGCAGUAUGAACAAUGCUCAUGCAGUAGAAAUAGAAGACAAGUGAGACAAACAAAUUUCUCAUGGAUGGCCUGAUUUGUACAUCUUGCUAAGUUAUGUGUUUGUUUUUCUAGUGUCAUGUGCAAACCAUACUGGAUUAAAUGUUGGCUUUGAGUUAUGUCAAAAUACAGCCUGUAUGUUGGAAGACAAACUAAAGUACAUCCUUUUAUAUUCUGUGUAUGGUAUAUUUGGAAAGUAGUAUCACUUUCCUUGUACUGUUAAAUAUGUUAAAUACCACAAUUAAUGUUAGCUGUAAGUGUGCUCUUGUAAAAUAUUUUGAUGGCCCCAGUGUAUAAUUUUUUUUUACAAAAGUAAAAAAUAUUUAAAAUUG
Messenger RNA from Candoia aspera, 2316 nucleotides. RefSeq names its product small integral membrane protein 19 (gene SMIM19). Lineage: Eukaryota; Metazoa; Chordata; Lepidosauria; Squamata; Candoiidae. Bases 133 to 471 code for a protein of 112 amino acids. The transcript has 3 exons. The record is from RefSeq and is a predicted model, not a curated record.